Perca flavescens (yellow perch) is the source of this 2032-nucleotide messenger RNA. It is a transcript of the gene gon4la, whose product is annotated as gon-4 like a. Gene Ontology annotation, biological process: regulation of DNA-templated transcription. Gene Ontology annotation, cellular component: nucleus. The record is from RefSeq and is a predicted model, not a curated record. NCBI's taxonomy places the organism in Eukaryota, Metazoa, Chordata, Actinopteri, Perciformes, Percidae. The coding region runs from base 218 to 2032 and encodes 604 amino acids. Gene Ontology annotation, molecular function: transcription coregulator activity. The transcript is spliced from 17 exons.
CAGCCGGACAUGUAGCUUUUCGCGGAAGCGUCUCGUUGUUGUGGCGGGUAAGUUUGUCUCUGCUGUGACGGAGCUUUAGCGUUUUAACCCGGGUUAAAGCGACCGGUGCCGGCGGCUGUUAGUGUGAGAGUUGGACCGGAGAGCCCGGAGCCUGGACCGGGACAGCGGGACACCGGGACCGUCUGUAGUCAGUCUGUCGAGGUCAUGUUUCUCCAGAAUGAACGCCGUCUCCAAACGUCUCAGACUCAGCCAGUCCAGACCGCCACGCGCCACUCCGCUGCUCGCCUCCCAUGAUGCUUUGCUGCUGCCGCCUCCUGCAGGGGGCGGAGCUCUGGAGGAGGAGGAGUUCCUGCUAGUGGAAGAAGAUACCACAGACUCCAGCCUCAUCAUCACCAUGGAGGAGAGUCAGCAGGAGGUGAAAGCAGCGAGGAGGAGAGCGGUGAGGAAGAGGAAGAAGAAACUGACGGAGGAAGGAAGGGGCGGAGCCUCAGAGAGUGAGGAGGAGGGGGCGGGACCAGAGGUGGAGAUUGACAGGCAGCUCGACCAAUCACUGGAGACCAAGUCCAAACAGCACAACCUGACCACCGUGAACGUCCGAAACAUCAUCCACGAAGUAAUCACCAACGAACACGUCGUGGCCAUGAUGAAAGCUGCCAUCAACGAGACGGAGGCCGUCCCUGCGUUUGAGCCGAAAAUGACUCGAUCCAAGUUUAAAGAAGUCGUGGAGAAAGGAGUGGUGAUUCCAGCCUGGAACAUCUCUCCCAUCAAGAAGACGAGUGACGUCAACAAGGCUCCCCAGUUCGUGGACAUCCCUCUGGCUGAGGAAGACUCCUCUGAUGAAGAGUACCACCCUGAUGAGGAAGAGGAGGAUGAGACGGCUGAAGAUACCUUCCAGGAGAGUGACCUGGAGAGCACAGCUUCGUCUCCCAGAGGAAGUCGUCUGAACAGAGGGGAGGAGGACAGCAGCAGUCCCUGGCAGGUAACACACCUGGCAGAUAACACACCUGGCGGUCCUGCGGAGCCGCUCCAGGCGUCUCAGGAGGGUGGGGGCCGCUCCAUGGGACCCCCCUCCUCCCAAAGCUGCCCCCGAGUGGUCGCUGACAGCGCCUUCCUGGAGAAAUUGCAUGCUGUGGAGGAGGAGCUGGCUGUGUGCCUGGAGCCCUACCAGCCUCUGUCUGAGUCCCAGGAUGAAGUGGGUCUGAUGGCGUACCGGACUCGGUCCAAGCGUCCUCUACGGGACGUCCCGCUGGGCCGGCUGGAGGCGGAGCUCCGAGCUCCUGACAUCACACCUGAUAUGUACGACUCAAGCUCCGCCCACGAGGACAGGGACUGGACUGAUUGGCUGAGAGGCCUGAUGACCUCAGACAUGGAAAACGAAGAGGAGUGUGAUGAUGAAGAUGACCCCGAGUAUAACUUCCUGGCCGAAAUUGAUGAACCAGAUGUGGAGGAUUACCGUGACGACAAGGCUGUCCGCAUCACCAAAAAGGAGGUCAACGAGCUGAUGGAGGAGCUGUUUGAGACGUUAAAAGAAGAUCUAGCGGGACAGGAAGUGGACGAUGAAGGCCACGAGGAAGAGGAGGAGCCUCAGCCUGUUCAGACACACACACCUCAAGAGCAGCACCACACAGGGCCGGGCGAUGACGAGGCGGAGGACGAGCCAAUCACAGAGCUGCGUACGGUGAAGCAGCAGCUGGAGUUGCUCAGGAAGAGACGCCAGCUGGGCCUGCAGACACACACCCUGUGUAACACACACACCCUGUGUAACACACACACACUGUGUAACACACACACACACUGUCCUGAGCCGUACACGCUGAAGCUGGGGGGACAGCAGAGGACCAGGCUGCAGCAGCAGCUACAGCAGCAUGUCCAGCUACUGACUCAGAUCCACCUGCUGACUUCACCUGUCGUCAGACUGCAGAGUGAAGCAGAGACCAGCAGACAGUUCCUGUUUGAGUUGGACCUGUUGGUCUCCCACAGCCAGACAGACAGCUUUACAAUGUCUCUACGCCCCAGACAACAGACAGCUUAA